UAUCAUUUUUUAUAUUAUAUGUACUUACCAAAUUUCAACCUAAAUUAUGAAUAGUCACUACCUUCUCACUUUUGCAGUCAUUGAAACCCAUGUACCAAAAUUUUUUAGUUGCAUAAUUAGGUACCUUACCUUGUAAGGAAAAGCAAGGUUGUUAUGCACACAGCACCUGCUUUAUUUUUCCAUGCCUAUCACCUUUUUCUAGGUUAACAAAACAUUACAUUUCGUCACAAGCCUAUUUAUUUAGUGAAUUUGUUUCCAUAUGGUGAAAGCUUACCUAAUAGAAAAGGGGGGAUACUUUACAAAAUUUUCAUUUAUAAAUAAAAAAGAACUCUGGCAAAUCAUCCAUUCAGUGUUUAUCUCUCUUUAGAGGAACAUUGAGUGAAAAUGGAAGUGUUGUGGGUGUCGUUAAUAAUAAGCAUGUUGUGUUCGCGUAGCAGUGCGAUUAAUAUGAAAAAAGAUAAUAAUUCGAUUAUUGGUGACUUUUACUUGCUAGACAAAGAAAUGCAGCUGGAAAUUUGCAAUAUAAUCAAAGAAUCUAACACGAGUGCACAGUUGACUUCACAGGAUCAAGUUCAAAUAAAGCGAGACUUCUGUGACCAUUUGGAAUCUCUUAAUAGACCAGAAGUAGAACAGAACCUAUUGCUGAUGGAUGAUGAAAGGUCAUCAACAUCUAUCAGUGUCCGUCAGGAACCUGCACCUGAAUCCACAACACCUUCAUCUUCAAUUACAGAAAUUCUACCAAUAGAUACUACUUUACCUGAUCAAUCAAACUCGGAUCAAGAAUGUUCUUCAGCUUUGUGCACCACAAUGGAAAAUGAUAUCCCGCCUUCUAAAGUGGCAAGUCCUACAACUGAUCUAGAGAAUGUCAGUUUUCUAGAUGAAAACAUCACAUCAUCAUCUAUGUUCUUUCUUGAGGCACAAACCACAGAAUUGAUUGCAUCAUCAGCAACAGAACUAAGCAUGAUAUCUUCAAAUUGGACAGACCAAAGUUCAACUGAACUGCCAUCAGUUUUGAAUACAAAAGGAUUCAUUAUGAAUUCAAAUACUCCCAUGGGACCUGAUCUUAAUUAUGGUGAUCUGGAAUUAAAUGCAUUGGAUUCCUUAGAGACAUCUGGGAUAGAUGGAAGUAAUGAUGGAAAUGAAGGCACUGAAGUAGUAAGUCCUAACUUUGGCAGUGAUUAUGACAUUAUGUCUCCUAUAAUGGCAACCAAAGUCAUUUUCAAUCGUCCCUGUGUAAAAUGCUCAUUUAGAAAAAAUGAUGAGACCACUCAGAAUUCAAGCUCUUCUCUCAUCAGCGUGCCUCAUUCACAGAUUCAAAUGAUUGACGAAUUUUCAUCAGAAUUCCAGUCUAACUCUGAUUCUGUUGGAAAAAAUAAUCUGACAUUGGAUGAAACUAUUCUUGGGAUGAAUUACACAAUCACAGAUAUAAAUCAUCUUAAUGACACAAUCAAAGAUGGAAAUCAUCUUACAUCUCUUGAAAAUAACUUCCGGGUGAAUGAUACAAUUAAAGCUAAAGAAACAAUCAGAGGUUUCCUUCAAGAAAUUCAUGUACUUCCUCCAAACAUAAAGGAUGCCUUCCCAAAAUCCAGCACUUCAGCAACAUAUUCCAAGAGUAAACCCUCGUCCAGUUACAAGCCACUUCAACUAACACCCAGUCCUUCUUUAUCCAGUGAACUUGAAUCACUUCAUGAUUUUGCCUUAAGAGGAUCCAACACAUCUGAAAGUUCUGAAAUCACCUACAACACACCAUCUUCAAUUACUAAUGAUUUCUCACUUGGUUCAGCAUUUCCUACUGUCAAAUCCUCACGCCAGUAUUUCUUGAGAUCAUCUGUAACCACAACAUAUGACCCACUCAGUGUCACCAAAUCCCAGAUCCAUGUCUGUGGAUCACCUAAAUCACAUUCAUACCCAUCCAUACAUAGCACUACCUACCCAAAUUCCUCAACAAGACCAUCUUGUAACCCUCUCAAAUUAAUUGUUGAUCCAAAACUGCCAAGAGCCAGUCGCCGUCGCACAAAGAUCCUUUCAUCUUUAGGAAAUCUUCACAGCUAUGCAGGGUUUUUCAAGACUGAUCAGCGAAAUAAUGUGAGAUUGUUCUUCUGGUUCUUUUGCAAUCGUAAAUGGAAGAAUAUCCCUUUGAUUGUUUGGCUUCAAGGAGAACCAGGUCAUAGUUCUCUGCACGGAUUAUUCCAAGAACAUGGACCGUAUUACCUAGAACAUACAAUGGAGGGUGUCAAUAUGAAGUUGAGACAAUUUUCAUGGACCAAAGAGUACAGUGUGUUGUAUUUAGAUCAUUGCGUUGGAUGUGGUUUCAGCUCAGCUAAUGAAAAUUCAGCUUCUACACAUAGCUAUGUCAACAUAGCCAACAACAUUUAUGAAGCAUUAUCCCAGUUCUUCAGAAUAUGGUAUGAGAUGCUACCCAAUGAUUUAUAUUUGGCUGGAUCUUACGCUGGUGCCAAGUUUAUACCUGUGAUUGCUCAUACUAUCCAUACCAGAAAUGAAAUUGGUUUCUGCACUAGACGAAUGAAUCUCAAGGGUUUAAUAAUUGGUGGGCCUUAUAUGGAUUCUACUACAAUGGUUAAUUACAAUGAUUUUCUUCUAGCAAAUGGCAUCAUUGAUGAAGUAAACCACAAAAAUAUGAUACCAAACCAGUACCAUGCCCAAGAACUUAUACGAGCUGGCAAAUACCGUGAUGCCAUUGACUUUUUGAAUUUUCAUGUGUAUUGUCUUAUUUCUGAAGCUGGAUAUGAAAUCUACAAAGACGUGAGGUUCUUGAGGGACGAUCCAUAUAGUGAUAUGCAAAAUGUAGUAAGAUCUGCACAAUUUAAGAAGAUGAUUUGCCUCGAUAAAAUGAAUUUUGAAAUAAAGUCUGAUGUGCUAACCGAAGAAAUUAUGCCUCCAAUGGAUAACCUACUCAUACCUGGAUUAUUAUCUCACUACAAAAUACUGUAUUACAAUGGUCAGUUUGAUUUGAUGGCACCCUACAUGCUGACAUCAAAGGCAUUAUCCGAAUUGGAAUGGGAGUCGGUUGAUGAAUUUUUCAUGACUGGAAUGGUGAAGUGGUGUCCCACAAAAGACAGAAAUUCGUGCCCAAAAGGAUAUUAUAGAAAUUAUCAAAAUUUAACUCAUGUAAUGGUAAGAAAUGCAGGACAUUCUGUGGGAGCAACGAAUUCGGAAGAUUUAUUCUAUUUAUUGAAGUGGUUCGUUGAAGGUAAAUUUCAAAGAUACGGUGAUAACGAUGAUGAGUGGCAUGAAAACUUGUAGCUUAACACACAGAUAUUGAGUUUUUUUUUUUUUUUUUUUUUUUUUUUUUUUUUUUUUUUUUGAAUCA
This is a messenger RNA of Planococcus citri (citrus mealybug), 3331 nucleotides long. RefSeq lists its product as uncharacterized. The record is from RefSeq and is a predicted model, not a curated record. Gene Ontology annotation, biological process: proteolysis. Lineage: Eukaryota; Metazoa; Arthropoda; Insecta; Hemiptera; Pseudococcidae. The coding region runs from base 385 to 3264 and encodes 959 amino acids. Gene Ontology annotation, molecular function: serine-type carboxypeptidase activity. The transcript has 3 exons.